AUGAGCAUCACGAGGGCCUCCAAUGACCAUACCGAGAAGCCGGACGUGUCCGAGGCAGAAGGCGGCCAUGGACUUAGCGAAAAAGACCGCAUCGACGGUAUCGCGACCGCCCCCGGCACGACAAUCGAGUCUUUUGCACAUCUAGACGAGAAGAAGGUCCUCAGAAAGAUGGACGUCCGCCUUAUUCCCAUGCUGGCGCUUCUGUACCUGCUUUCAUUCUUGGACCGUGGUAACAUCGGCAAUGCCAAGAUCGAAGGCCUUCAGGAAGACCUGCACAUGUCAGAUGACCAGUACAAUUGGUGUCUCACUGUCUUCUUUUUUACUUAUGCCGCCUUCGAGGUCCCAAGCAACCUGUUACUGAAGAAGCUCAGGCCCAGCGUUUGGCUCCCCACCAUCAUGGUCGCAUGGGGUGUAGUGAUGACUCUCAUGGGCAUCGUGCAAAGCUACCACGGGCUUCUCAUUGCUCGCAUCUUCCUGGGAGUAACCGAGGCUGGCUUGUUCCCUGGCGUGGCAUACUACCUUACAAUGUGGUACUGUCGCCAUGAGAUCCAGUUCCGUCAGGCGCUGUUCUUCUCCGCAGCCUCUAUUGCUGGCGCGUUCAGCGGCCUCUUGGCCUUCGGUAUCUCAAAGAUGCACGGUGUUGGUGGUUUGGAAGGAUGGCGUUGGAUCUUUAUCCUCGAGGGCAUCGUCACUGUUCUUGUCGCCGUGUGGGCAUUCUUUGCGCUGCAUGACUUUCCCGAGACGGCUUCCUUCCUUUCAGAAGAGGAGCGCGCCUUCGUCGUUUUUCGUCUCAAGUACCAGAGCCAGAUCCAGGGCAAGCAGAUCGGCCAGGUCGCUGUUCCCGAAGCCGAGGAGUUCAAGUGGAGAUAUGUCGGCGAUGCCUUCAAGGACUGGCAGAUCUGGGUCAACAUCUUCGUGUACUGGGGGAUUGUCUGUCCUCUUUACGGUAUCAGUCUAUUUCUACCUACAAUUAUCCGCAAUCUUGGAUACACAUCGAGCACGGCGCAGUUGAUGACCGUCCCGAUUUACGUCACCGCUGCGAUUCUGGCGGUCAUCAUUGCCUACAUCUCCGACAAGGUCGGCAAGCGGAGCCCCUUCAUCGUGGGCUUCUUGUGUGUGAUGAUCGUCGGCUUCUCCAUGUGUUUGGCCUCGGCCAACCCCCGCGUUGUCUAUGCAGGUGUCUUCAUCGCGGCCUGUGCCAUCUACCCAGCAUUUCCAGGUGUCAUUACUUGGCUGGCGAACAACUUGGCCGGCAGCUACAAGCGCAGUGCAGGCAUGGCCAUCCAAAUUGGUGUUGGUAACCUCGGCGGCGCUAUGGCGUCGAACUUUUAUAGAGGAGAAGACUCGCCUCGUUACAUCCUCGGGCAUGCGCUCGAGAUUGGUUUCAUCUGCGCGGGCAUUAUCGCAGCAUUGAUACUCAUCUUCAGCUACAUGACCAUCAACAAGAAGCGCGACCGCAAACUGGCCGCAGGCGAGGACAAGACGGUGUAUGGACCCGCCAAUGUAAAUGCAAGCUACUUUCUGGUGUACACGCGGAAUAGAUAA
This is a messenger RNA of Verticillium dahliae VdLs.17, 1545 nucleotides long. Its product is annotated as high-affinity nicotinic acid transporter. The transcript has 7 exons. The record is from RefSeq and is a predicted model, not a curated record. Lineage: Eukaryota; Fungi; Ascomycota; Sordariomycetes; Glomerellales; Plectosphaerellaceae. Gene Ontology annotation, cellular component: membrane. Bases 1 to 1545 code for a protein of 514 amino acids. Gene Ontology annotation, molecular function: transmembrane transporter activity. Gene Ontology annotation, biological process: transmembrane transport.